Messenger RNA from Maudiozyma saulgeensis, 357 nucleotides. Lineage: Eukaryota; Fungi; Ascomycota; Saccharomycetes; Saccharomycetales; Saccharomycetaceae. The record is from the annotation of a GenBank genome assembly.
AUGUCGGUACUAAGAUCGAAGUCACCCUGUGUAUACCGUUCUUUUCAUAGCAGUUGCCGAGCACUGAGUUACAACAAUGUCAAGCUAACACUAUUCUCAAAACCUCAAUGUGGUCUUUGUGAGGAAGCCCAUGAGAUUAUUAAUGAUACACUUGAAUCUUCAGAGUUUGCAAAGGAACCUUUACGCCAGAAUAUGCAAAUAAUCAAUAUUAACAAGGAUCCCAAAUGGUGGAAGGAAUAUUGUUUUGAUAUUCCUGUCUUACAUAUAGAGAAACAAGGUGAUCCAUCGUCUUUAUUUAGAAUAAUGCAUCAUUUUAGGGAGGAUGAGUUAACUACUGCCUUAAAGAAGUUUAAAUAA